Liolophura sinensis is the source of this 555-nucleotide messenger RNA. RefSeq lists its product as uncharacterized. The transcript has a single exon. The coding region runs from base 1 to 555 and encodes 184 amino acids. The record is from RefSeq and is a predicted model, not a curated record. NCBI's taxonomy places the organism in Eukaryota, Metazoa, Mollusca, Polyplacophora, Chitonida, Chitonidae.
AUGCUACAGGGAUCCACCAAGGACAAACACUACAGGGAUCCACCAAAGAACAACUGCUACAGGGAUCCACCAAAGAACAAACACUACAGGGAUCCACCAAAGGACAAACGCUACAGGGAUCCAACAAAGGACAAAUAUCACAGGGUUCCACCAGAGGACAAACAAUACAGGGAUCCACCAAGGGACCAAUGCCACAGGGAUCUGCCAAAGGACGAAGGCCUCAGGGGUCCACCAAAGUUAAAAAGCUACAGGAAUCCACCAAAGGACAAACACUACAGGGAUCCAUCAAAGGACAAACACUACAGGGGUCCGCCAAAGUUAAAAAGCUACAGGGAUCCACCAAAGGACAAACACUACAGGAAUCCACCAAAGGACAAAUGCUACAGGGAUCCACCAAAGGACAAAUCUUAUAGGGAUCCACCAAAGGACAAACGCUACAGGGAUCCAACAAAGGACAAAUAUCACAGGGUUCCACCAGAGGACAAACAAUACAGGGAUCCACCAAGGGACCAAUGCCACAGGGAUCUGCCAAAGGACGAAGGCCACCAAAGUUAA